Molecule: messenger RNA, 1934 nt
Organism: Amphimedon queenslandica
Lineage: Eukaryota; Metazoa; Porifera; Demospongiae; Haplosclerida; Niphatidae
Exons: 6
Coding region: 98-1825 (575 amino acids)
Source: RefSeq, a predicted model, not a curated record
UCCCUCCUCCUAUCUCCUCCACAUUCCAAUCUUUGUAUAAAAGAAAUUUGACGGAGAGGGAUAGAGAGUACCCUCUUGUUUAAAGGUUAGCUAAACUAUGACAAGCACCAGUAACAUGCAACAAGCUGGUAGCGACAUAUGCGACGUGCUAGAGUCGGCAGCCAUCGAGGCAACAUCACUCUCUGACAAGGAAAGCAUCCAGUUGGCAACAUGUCCACGGGCACACGCUUGUCUUCAAGGAUUAGUGGAGAGACGGUUCCAUCCAAUUCACUUGAGAGACUUUUAUUCUGUCAUUAACUAUCUCUUACUUCGUCUUUCUCUACUGCUUCAAGAAAAAGACUCUCAUGAGAGAGGAGGAGGGGGAGGAGAAGGAGGUGCUGCUGCUGCUGCUGCUGAAGUAGCUAAACUGAAGAGACAAGUUGCUGAACUACAGAGAAAGAAUAAGGAGAGAAAGGCAAAGUAUGAUGAGCUGUACAGAAUAAACCAGCAAUGGCUUGCAGACUACAACGACCUCAAGAAGCAAAUGAGUGUCUCAUUGCGCCAGGAAGACUCCAUCCCCUCACUACCUUGCCAACAGUGCAUUACCUUGGAGAGAGACGUAGAAGAGAAGAUGACACUUUUGAAAGACUUGGAGAUCCAGCUUGAGAAGAUGACAGCCAAGAGCAAGGACGCAAGAAAUGAGCUGGAGGAGAAGAAUGUUAUCAUACAAGAUCUGAUGAAUGAAUGCUCAGCCCUAAGACUACAGUUUCAAGAGAUUGGAGGUCUCUCAGCUGCUAUGAGGCAGAGAGAUGACCGGGAAGACCUCAUCAAGGAAGUUCAGAGACUGAGAGAGAAAAACACUGAGCUGGAGAAGGAGAGAGCUAAAAUCCAAACACAACUUAAUCAAUUCCGUCUCUCUGUAAGACAACUAUUAUUUAACUCUUCUUCACAAAUGAACCACACCCCCAACCACACACAGUACCAGUCGUCCUCAUCACGAUUGGCCAGUCACGCCCAGGCUCCUCCCACAAGCUCUUACCACAAAUCAACCGGAGGAGACACUUAUGAUGUCAGAGUCCCUCCUGGUAUGGCAGCUGAUGGAUAUGUAUAUCCUAAACAAUUUGCACCAAAACAGACUCCACGCCAUUACAUAUCGUACAAUCCGUCUUCUAACGGUUACAAGACCCCACCAACACCACCGGGCCUACUAUCGCGUGGUAAAUACCAGCACGAUUGGGACUCGUCUCCUACAAGGCGCUACGAGGCCCACCCAUACAAACCAGACACUAUAGUUGAGCAAGUGCCAGGGGGCGGGAACCCUAGCAUCCCGAUGCAACCGAGACUUGGCCUCCCUCCUCAAAGAGCAAUGACAUCAAGCCAGUUUCUUGAUCCAUCAAUAUAUCAACAAGACAAGUUAUUGUCACCUAUUAAUAACACUCCACGGCCAAUGUCUGCUCCAGGCUCACUCCUUGUCUCACCGUUUUCAUCUGACGUCCACAUGCUGUCCACCCUCUCACACUUGAACCAUCAGUCAGACAGUCAUUCGGCAGCCUCUACUCCCAACUCAACUAACACAAGCAUGACUGACCUCUCUCUACUCCACACGUCUUCUGCUCACACUGGGGAAUACAGUACAGCCAGGCCCCGCCCAGCGUCCCUUAAACUCCAGCAGGACGGCUACCGUACCAGCAAUAGCGCCACUUCAAGUCCUCAUUAUUCUGAGUCCAGUGUCUUUAGCGAUAAGACCAUCCAGUGUCACCAUUGUAACAUGGAGUUUCCACGGCACCCUGAUUCCUGUGAUGCCUGGCUGGACCACAUUACUAACUGUGCUUUAAGCGGACAGUGAUCAUGUGAUAGUCACGUGACAUUAAACAUGCACAUACAUGUACACCUUAUUGUCUGUUGUGUUUAUUGUGAAAUUGUGAUGAUUUGCAACAAUUAAUCAUUAAAACACC